Tetrahymena thermophila SB210 is the source of this 3528-nucleotide messenger RNA. RefSeq names its product zinc finger lsd1 subclass family protein. NCBI's taxonomy places the organism in Eukaryota, Ciliophora, Oligohymenophorea, Hymenostomatida, Tetrahymenidae. The record is from RefSeq and is a predicted model, not a curated record. The transcript has 12 exons.
AUGGUUUACAAUAUUAAAAAUUCACUAUUUUUAACUAUCUUCAUUCUAAGGUUUGCUCUUGCAUCUGAAAAACUUGUCUUAACAGAUUUAACUGGCGUAUACACUAGCUCAUCAAUUUCAUGGAGAGCAAAUGAUGUUUAUUUAUGUGGUGCUGUAGAUUUUACUGAGUUUGCUAAUACUUCUGCACUAGGGUGGUUUGGAUUAGGAAACAAUAGCACUUCAAAGAAUUUUACCAAUCUGCCUCCUCAUUGGAGUAUCACAAUUAGGUUUGAACUCAUUCUUUAUCAAUCUUUAGAUCCAAAUGACUAUAUUUAUGUUACUAUUAAUGGACAAACUGACACAUAUUAAAAAGAUGGACCUUAGCUUGGAUAUUAUUUCUGCGUACCAAAUAAUUAUUGUUAUGAUGAAAUAGUCCUUUUUCAUAAAAAUUUUACUUCCCAUACAGAUUCUUUUAUAAAUAUACUUGUUUGGUCUAUAACAGAUGAGUUAAUAAGCAAUGAAGGUUUUGGACUCAAAAAUCUAUACUUGUCAGUAGAUACUUGUCAUGAUUCAUGCUUAACUUGCAAUGGACCGGCAGCUAACUAGUGUACAUCUUGUCCACCUAAUUCCACCAAAAAUGGAAAUACUUGUAAAUGUAAUAGUGGUCUUUAUGCUUAAUAUAACUAAUGUGUAAAUGUUUGUCCAGCUGGAUACAUUUAAGAUUCAACCGGAACACUUUGUGUAGUUAAUUUUUGUUAUAGCGCUUAAUGCUAAACUUGCUCAAAUGGUAUGUGUACUCUUUGCUAAUCUGGGUAUUACCUCCUCAAUGGAUAGUGUGUUUAAAGUUGCCCAUCCUAUACGAAUGUUAGUGGAUAAUAAUAUGGAUAAUAUUUGUAUUAGGGUAUGUUCAAUACAUACUUUGGGGAAGGUGAAAUAUCAGGAACUGGAUUAUCAUAUUCAGGAUUUCAGGGCUAUAAUACAAAUCCAAGUAGAGCUAUGACAACUGUUUGUGGUGGAAAGAGCCUUUUAGGCGGAGCUUAUUUAAGCUCAGUAAAUUCUUACAUAAGUAAAAACUUUUCUGGGCUCUCCCCUCAUUGGACAGUAUUAGUAGGUUACACAUUGUAUAAAAUUGAUUAUUGGAACAACGAAUCAAUUUAAAUGAUAGUAGAUAAUAAUGUGAAAGUUACUACAACAAAGAACGCAAAUGAUGGAACUAGUAAUAUAUGUGGAAGAGUUUCAUUCAAGGAUUAAAUUAUAUAUGUUACAUAAAACUUUACCCAUACAGCUACCUCUCUAAAUUUAAAAAUUAGUUCUACACUUGCUUCAACCCCUUUUGUAGAAUCAUAUGGUAUUAGAGAAAUGUUUAUAUUAGUUGAUUAUUGUACUUCUAAUUGCGCAAUUUGUAAUGCUUAAGGUUGUACUAAAUGCUAAACAAACUUUUAUCUAUACAAUUUCUAAUGCGUAAGCUAAUGCCCUAGUAACUAUGCUCUUGACACCAGUUAAUCUUGUUAGCCUUGUGAUGUGACAUGCCUGACAUGCUCAAUUCCAUAGAACUCUACUUCUUGUGAAACCUGUAAACCAAAUACAUAUUUGAACCCAAAUUAUUCAUGCUAAAGCACAUGCCCGGAUUAAUACUGGCUCAAUACAGCUAAUUUGACUUGCUAGACAUGUGAUACCACUUGCUAUAAUUGUAAAAGUCCAGGAGAUAAAAAUUCUUGUACAAGCUGUAGUGGAAAUUUAUAUUUAAGUAGUAAUUAAUGUAUUUCUACUUGUCCCCCUGGAACAUUCCCUUUAAAAUAAACCAAUAGUAAUAUUUGCGCACAAUGUGAUCCAUCUUGCAAAACAUGUAAUGGAUAAAAUAGCAAUAACUGUUAAAGUUGUUAAGCUCCUAAUUUAUUUUAUCAAGAAAGCUCCUCAACUUGUGUAUCUAUCUGUAAUACUGAUUAGUAUUAAAAUACAUCUACUUAGAUUUGCUCUUCAUGUAAUUCUGAAUGUGCUACUUGCUCAGGACCCAACAAUAAUAAUUGUUUAUCGUGUAUAGGAAAUGUAUAUUUGAGUAAUAAUUAGUGCAUUUCUACUUGUCCCCCUGGAACAUUCCCUUUAUAAUAAACCAAUAAUAAUAUUUGCCAACAAUGUGAUCCAUCUUGCAAAACAUGUAAUGGAUAAAAUAGCAAUAACUGUUAAAGUUGUUAAGCUCCUAAUUUAUUUUAUCAAGAAAGCUCCUCAACUUGUGUAUCUAUCUGUAAUACUGAUUAGUAUUAAAAUACAUCUACUUAGAUUUGCUCUUCAUGUAAUUCUGAAUGUGCUACUUGCUCAGGACCCAAUAAUAAUAAUUGUUUAUCAUGUUCAGGAAAUGUAUUUUUGUAUUAAAAUUAAUGUAUUCCUAAUUGUCCUAAUGGCUAUUUCAACAAUAUUAACAAUAAUACUUGUACUCCUUGUGAUAGUUCUUGCUUCACUUGUAAUGGGAGUGCUCUAAAUAAUUGUCUCUCUUGUUAGCUUUAAAGAUACUUUAAUCCUAUCUCAAAUGAAUGUGUUUACACUUGUAAUUCAAACUAAUAUCCUGACCCAAAUUCUGUACAGUGUAAACCUUGUGAUUAAAAAUGCAUGACAUGUAAUGGACCUUCAGCAACAUAAUGUACAAGUUGCGUGAAUGGUCUUUUCUUAGAGAAUAAUUAAUGUGUUUAACAAUGCAGCUAAUCUUAUUUUGUCUAGCAAAAUACUAAUAUUUGUUAGUAGUGCGAUUCCUCAUGCUUGAUAUGUAGCGGGCCUUCUUCUUAAGAAUGUAUUUCAUGCGCGCUAAAUUUAAUACUCUUGAACUCUUAAUGCUAUUCUGAAUGUCCAUCUAAUUAUUAUAUUUCGUAAGAAUCAGAAACUAAAGAAUGCAAACUGUGUAAUUACUAAUGUAAAUUGGGAUGUAUUGGUCCACUUGCUGAAGAUUGCGAUUCUAUUAAAUACUAAUAUUAAAUUAUAUUUUACAUCUUGAUAGGAAAAUUUUUCCUUUGGUUUACUUCUUCUAUUUUAGGGUAUAUAAUGGAUAAAAAGUAGUCUAGAGUAUAAGUGGAAAAAUUAAGGCAUAAAGUUUCAGAAGAUAUUGAUAAAUUAGACAUUUAGUAAAAUUCACCAUAAAUAGAGGAAUAUUAUGGCAGAUCAUAAAAGAAUGGAGAGAAAUCUUCUAUUAAAUUUAAGUCAGAAUCUGCCUCCUAAUAAAAUUAACAAGAUCUAAUUUAUUUAUAAUAACAAGCUCUUUAAUUUUAAAUGAAACUUGAUUUAGAUAAAAUGAAAAGAGUAGGAAAUAGGAGACCAAGAUAAAAAUUUUACAAAAAUGCUUUUUAUGAUAGAUCCAUGUAGACAUUUGAGUUUUAAUUGCCUUCGAUUGCUUUUAACAUGAAUAAUUGUACCCACACAAGGAAUCCCUAUGAACUAGGAGGAACUAUAACUACUCUACCAAAUAUGUCAUAAGUGUAAACUUAAAUAUAGGGAAUUUAAGAAGUAAAAAUAGCAAGACCUUAUAUUUAUAAAUAUAAAAUGAAUGAAAUAUUUAGGAAAUGA